Molecule: messenger RNA, 369 nt
Organism: Aspergillus homomorphus CBS 101889
Lineage: Eukaryota; Fungi; Ascomycota; Eurotiomycetes; Eurotiales; Aspergillaceae
Product: putative GPI anchored protein
Exons: 2
Coding region: 1-369 (122 amino acids)
Source: RefSeq, a predicted model, not a curated record
AUGCGUUCCUCCAUCCUCUUGAUUGCUUUCGGCGCUCUCGCCGCUGCCCAGUCCUCCGCUGCUGUGGCUCCCUCUCAGCCCGCUAUGACCUCCCAGCCUGUCAUCCCCACCUCCCAAGGCUCUCUCCCCGCCGGUGCUUCGAGCGCUGUCAUCGGCUCCAGCGCUGUUGCUUCCUCCUUCUCGAGUGUCAAGACCAAGACUGCCACCGCUAAGACCGAGUCUUCCACCUCCACCAAGACCUCCUCGUCCUCCGAGGCCAGUGGCUCCAAGAGCACUAGCACCUCUGAGGGUGCCGGUGUCCCUCUCGCCACCAUGGCUCCUAUGGGCCUGUCUAUGGUCGCCGGUGCUGCCAUCGCUGCCCUUCUGUAA